Messenger RNA from Nomascus leucogenys (northern white-cheeked gibbon), 548 nucleotides. RefSeq names its product late cornified envelope like proline rich 1 (gene LELP1). The record is from RefSeq and is a predicted model, not a curated record. Gene Ontology annotation, cellular component: extracellular region. Lineage: Eukaryota; Metazoa; Chordata; Mammalia; Primates; Hylobatidae.
AGAUCUGGGCAGAGGAACCAGAGGGAAAAUCCACCUUCCCAGGCACAGCCAUAACAUCCACCUCAGUCAACUGCUUGUCAAGUUCACCACCAACACAGAGGGGGCUCAGAUAAUCAAGGAACAAUGUCGAGUGAUGAUAAAAGUAAAUCAAGUGACCCCAAGACUGAGCCCAAGAACUGUGAUCCCAAGUGUGAACAAAAAUGUGAGUCCAAAUGCCAGCCCAGCUGUUUAAAGAAGCUGCUGCAACGCUGCUCCGAAAAGUACCCACAGGAAAAGUGUCCAGCACCACCCAAGUGCCCGCCCUGCCCCUCACAGUCUCCUUCAUCCUGCCCUCCCAAGCCCUGCACCAAGCCCUGUCCUCCUAAAUGCCCUUCAUCCUGUCCACCUGCUUGCCCACCUCCCUGCCCACCUCCCUGCCCUCCCCCAGAGUGAGGCACUGUGGGCACUACCCAACCCCACCACCACUGCCACCUCCACCAUGUACAACGCUGUGGGGCUGGGGACUGAAACCAUGAACUGACAAGUAAACGUGUUCCUCUGCUGUGCAA